AACAUUGGCGGUGUCAGCAUCACCCCAACCAUCUGUGUCAGCUUCAACAUCAACGCCACCAGCACCAUCAUCAACGGCACCACCUCCAGAAUCACCAUUAGCAUCAUUAUCACCAACACUAGUGGCAUUAGAGUCAUUGCAAUCAGAACAAGAAUCGCAAUUGAUAUCAGCUUCAGCAUCAACCCAAUCAACACCGCAACCAUCAGUGACAAAAUCAACAUCAUCAUUGUCAUUGACACCACCAGCAUCACCAAUCCAGUCAACACAAUCUUCAACUGUAAGAUUACCUUCCUCGUCAAUGGUAUCAUCAGGUUUAAUUAAACAAACUGUAUCUACGAGAACAAAACCAACGACUAUGACAGUGUCUACGUCGUCGACGUCGCAACCACCUACUACACCGUCAAAAGAGGGCUCCAAAAAAUACGAAGGAAGUGGCAAAGUGGAGGAACCUUGGGAAAGCCAAUAUGGAAAUAACAAAUCUAAUAAGUACAGAGAACUUAAGGGCAAGCUGGAAAAACAUUUAAGAGGAAUUCUCGAAGAGAAAUACAAACAAAAUUUACUUUAUAUUGAGGUGAAAAACUUCCGGAAGGGAAGUAUAAUUUUCGACUUCACAGUUUUCCUUACGUCUACGACGGAUGUUGACGCCAACAGUCUGAAGGAGGCAAUAGAGAAAGGUGAAGGAGGCUCAAAAAACUUCACUAUAUCCGUCGAAAGUGUAAAGCAGGUAGCUGGCCCCACACGAUCUACCCCAACUAAACCAUCUGCAGUGUCUAAAGGUAAGGUCAUGAAAAAAGGAAGCCGUCCAUACUUCAUACUUGCCAGAUUAUAUUCUUUCUUUGCGGUGUAACAUCCACAUUUCAGAUCUGGGGUGCAACAUUUAUACUUCAGAUCUGUGGCACAUCAUUUAUUAGUACUUCAGAUCUUUUGCACAAAAUCUUUAAAACAGAUCCGUGGCAUAACAUCCACGCUUCAGUUCUGUGGUAUAACAUCUAUUCUUCGUAUCUGUGAUAUAGCAUCUUUAUUUCAGAUCUGAAAUACGAAAUCUAUACUUCAGAACUGUGGUGUAUCAUCUAUACUUAAGAUCUGUGGUAUAACUUCUAUACAUCAGAUCUGUGGGUCCAUCCAUACGUUAGGUUUGUGGUAUGACAUCUAUACUUCAGAUCUUUCGUAUAACAUCUAUAUUUCAGAUCUGAGGUAAAACAUCCAUACUUCAGAUCUGUGGUAUAACAUCCAUUCUUCAGAUCUCUGGUAUAUCAUCUAUACUUCAGAUCUGUGGCAUAACAUCUAUACUUCACAUCUGUGGUGUAACAUCCAUACCUAAGAUCAGUGGUGUAACAUCUACGCUUCAGAUCUGUGGUAUAUCAUCUAUACUUCAGAUUUUUGGUAUAACAUCUUCUCUUCAGGACUGUGGUAUAACAUCUAUACUUCAGAUCUGUGGUAUAACAUCUACACUUUUGAUCUGUGGUAUAACAUUUAUUCUUCAGAUCUGGGGUAUAACAUUUAUUCUUCAGAUCAGUAGUAAAACGUCUACACUUCAGAUCUUUGGUAUAUCAUCUAUUCUUCAGAUCUGUGGUUUUAACAUCUUCACUUCAGACCUGUGGUAUAACAUCUACACUUCAGAUCUGUGGUUUAACGUCUAUACUUCAGACCCCGGUUGUUCGAAGG
Messenger RNA from Stylophora pistillata, 1665 nucleotides. RefSeq lists its product as uncharacterized. NCBI's taxonomy places the organism in Eukaryota, Metazoa, Cnidaria, Anthozoa, Scleractinia, Pocilloporidae. The record is from RefSeq and is a predicted model, not a curated record.